CACCGGCUCUGACAUCUCAGAUGAAAUCACUGCUGAAACUAGUGAGGAAAGGAACGUUAUCGCCAACGGCUUCUGGAACAAGUACAUCAGCAAGCUCAAAGUCGAGCAAAAAGCGUGGCUCAACAUCAGGUGCCUCGAAGUCAAGCCGGCCAUCGAGUCGAGCCAACGCCAGUAGCGUAUCGCCGCGGCCAAACACCACACCCUCGCCAGCCAAUCCACCUCCGCCGCCGCCGCCACCGUCAGCUGCUCCCCCACCGCCUGCUGCAGCAGCCGCCGUACGUCCACCUCCAUCCUCAGCCGGCCGCGGUGCGUUACUGGGCCAGAUACACACGGGCGCACGGUUGAAGAAGACGGUCACGAACGAUCGUAGUGCGCCGAAAGUCUGAUCGUCGCUUUCGUCGCUCUCCGGUUGCCAGUGUCCGAAUGCAGUGCUCUGUGUUGGCCAUCGGACUGCGCUGGCAUGAUAUGUUGGAGAGGUGGGUGUGUACGUGUGUGUGUGCGUGUGUGUGUGUGUGUGUGCAUGCAUGUAUGCGUAUGCACCGCGUAUGCCUGCGUCUGAGUGUGCGUCCGCAUACAAGUGUAACGUUAUUUUUGCUUUCGAAUUCGCCAGUUUGACGGUGGCAGCCGCAUUGUUCCAUACUGGUGGUGGCCAGGCUGUGUCUCAUCGGUCCAAUGCAUGAUCAUACCCCGUGGCAAUGCCCUGCCAUCUAACCAGGGUCUCUGUGAGAAAACUGCAUUUCUUGCAGUGAGGUCUCACCACCACCACAACGCUCCAUAUCUGAUGUUGUCAUCUCUGCUGCCCUGUGUGCACCCCCCCCCCCCCCCCCAACCACCUCUGUUUCAGCUGGCCUGAUCCACACACAUUCUCUAUCUAGGAAAAUAAUAUGUUGCUCUAUUCCACUACAGUGUCCUCUCUUUUUUAAUUUAAAUUCUAUGAACAAAACCAGAGACCGACUGUGGACCUGAAUCGAACCGUAUAGUUUAUAGUUGUAGGCAAAAUAUUAUUUCAUGGUUAGCCUAGUCUUGAUUCGCUGAUACCGGCAAUGGUUAUUGUCGGUGUAUUGAUCCAUAGUUUGCUUGCUGUUCAACUUGUGAAAAUAUGACCCUAUUUUGGAGAUCUGUUAUUUUCAUGCUGGUCUCAUGACCCACGGCUACUGGCCUGAUUGUUAUUUGUGCGCUUUUCGUGAUUCCAUCUGCAGCUAGCUGCCUAUAGCUGUGCUAUUUAAAUGUUGCUAGUGUUGUGAUUAUUCGUCUCGACUGG
Messenger RNA from Sycon ciliatum, 1261 nucleotides. Its product is annotated as probable inactive serine/threonine-protein kinase slob2. The transcript is spliced from 4 exons. Lineage: Eukaryota; Metazoa; Porifera; Calcarea; Leucosolenida; Sycettidae. The coding region runs from base 21 to 386 and encodes 121 amino acids. Gene Ontology annotation, molecular function: actin binding. The record is from RefSeq and is a predicted model, not a curated record.